UGUGUCUUUCUAGGCGUCUGUAGGGCCUUGCCUCUUGUCCUUCUUACUCUUGUAGUUCUUAUCUCCAGGGCUUAGCGCUCUUUCCCUUGUCACCGUGCCCAGAGCUGCCCCUGGGUCCGCGGAGCAGUGCAGAAAAAAAACUUCCAAUAUCUUCAGUGUCAGUCUACCUCACAGAUUCCAUCAGAGUGAGGGGAAACUCUGAACCUGAAUUAUGACUGCAGAAUCAAGAGACGCUGCAGUCAUGACCCCUCAGGCUAUACAAGAUAAAGAAGGACUUGUGAUAGUAAAGGUGGAAGAAGAAGAUGAAGAGGAACACCUCUGGGGCCAAGAUUCUAGCCUGCAAAGAAGUAAUAGCCCUUCUGAUCCAGAGAUUUUCCGCCAACGCUUCAGACAGUUCUGCUACCAGGAUACUUCUGGUCCCCGGGAGGCUCUUGGUCGUCUACGAGAACUUUGCCAUCAGUGGCUAAGACCAGAAAUGAAUACAAAAGAACAGAUCCUGGAACUAUUGGUGCUGGAGCAAUUCUUGGCUGUCUUGCCCAGAGAGAUCCAGACCUGGUUGCAAGAGUACCGUCCUGAUUGUGGAGAGGAAGCAGUAACACUGUUGGAGGAUCUUGAGCUUGAUUUGUCAGGACAGCAGGUACCAGUCCAUGUGCAUGGACAUGAAAUGCUAUCCCAGGAGAUGGUACCACUGGGAACAGCACAUGGAUCUUCAAGCUUUGAAUUCCAGCACCGAACCCCUCAGAUCAAACAUGUAACAAGAAAGCCAAGUCUUUUACAACAGAAUGCUUACCCUGCUUCUCAUGUUCCUGUUUCACAUGAGAGGAGUCCUAGAGACCAGGCCGUGACCUCUGCACUAUUCACAGCAGAUUCUCAGGCUUUGGUAAAAAUCGAGGACAUGGCUGUGUCUCUUAUCCUGGAAGAAUGGGGAUGUCAAAACCUGGCUCGGAAGAACCUCUGUAGAGACAAUAAACAGGAGAAUUAUGGGAACAUGUUUUUUCAGGGUUGUGGAAGUAGAACAACCAGUGAAGAGUCUACUUCAAAGGAAGAUAUUUCGGAAGCAACAGGAUCUCAUGGGAAAAUAACUGAAAGUUUCCAAAGGGAAUUUGGAGAAACAUGUGAACAGGAAAGCAGAUUAGAAAGACAACAGAAAAACUUAGAAGAGAAACUGAAACUAGAAAAGACAGGAUUUAGACAGGUGACAGUCAAGGACAAGAAACCACCCACAGGGGAGAGAGGGCAUCGAGAGAAAGGCAAAGGAUUGGGAAGAAGUUUCAGUCUGAGUUCAAAUCUUGUUACACAGGAAGAAGUUCCUACAGGAACAAAGUCCCAUAAAUGUGAUGAAUGUGGCAAAUGCUUUACAAGGAGUUCCAGUCUUAUUCGACAUCGGAUAAUUCACACUGGAGAGAAGCCCUAUGAAUGUAAUGAGUGUGGGAAAGCCUUCAGUCUUAACUCAAAUCUCAUUCUUCAUCAGAGAAUCCAUACUGGAGAGAAACCUCAUGAAUGUAAUGAGUGUGGGAAAGCUUUUAGUCAUAGCUCAAAUCUUAUACUACAUCAGAGAAUCCAUUCUGGAGAAAAACCUUAUGAAUGUAAUGAAUGUGGCAAAGCUUUUAGUCAAAGCUCAGAUCUUACAAAACAUCAAAGAAUCCACACUGGAGAGAAGCCCUAUGAAUGUAAUGAAUGUGGUAAAGCUUUCAACCGAAAUUCAUACCUUAUUCUUCAUCGGAGAAUUCAUACCAGAGAAAAACCAUAUAAGUGUAAUAAGUGUGGGAAAGCCUUCACCCGGAGCUCAACUCUUACCCUACAUCAUAGAAUUCAUAACAGAGAGAGAGCCUCUGAUUACAGCUCCACCUCACUAGAUGCAUUUGGUGCAUUCCUGAAAAGCUGUGUAUAAAGUGAAAUUUCCCAUUAACUUCCAUAAUUUCAAAGAUGUGUGCCCAUGGGAAAAAUAUUUGGCCUCUAAUAUAUAAUCAAAUCACACUUAAAAAAUAUAUCAGAGCAGUCCUGCCUUUGUCAGUUUAAGCUAUGAGUAUUUAUUUCUCCAACAAAACCCUCUGCAAGAAAAUUUAGUCAGAUAGAUAUUACUUAAGAAUAUCUGCAUAUGUUAAAAUAAACAUCAGACUUUUUGGGAAUGAGGACACUGAGAAGAAGCUGGUCAAACCUGUUUAAAUAAAGGAUCCCUGUCUGCAACCACCAGUGUAAUUGCUGAAAACCACCAACCUUGAGAUUUGUAUCCCCAGUGCCUAGCACAUAGUAAGUGCUUAAAGGAUACUUACUGAUUAAUUGGCUUGAACUGAGAGACUUUUUUUUUCCUGCAAAGCAAGCAAUGAUUGCCCAACAUCAUUUUUGUACAUCAUGACCCAAAGAAGGAUACUUAUAGAAUCCUGGGCUGGGACAUGCUGCUAAAACUAAAACAUAAGUUAUCAAAGGUGGGAUGCCAAAGCUGAAGAGAUCUAAGGCUAUGCAGAUCAAAAUCAAACCAAAGACUUCUAUCUCUUCCUGAAGAGCAUAUAUGACUCGACUCUUAGUUCCCCAUAGGAGUAUAGUUGACUCCAUCCUCAUCACAGAGAAAUUCUAUAAAUGAUAAUACUUCUCCGUUUUCCGAAUUCUUAGUGCUAUAGUAUUCCUAUAGUCUCAUACAAUUUAGCUUUUGAUUGUACACUGUCUUUUAAUUGUCUCCUGAAUGUAGUAAAUCUUAUCUCCCCAACAAGAUUCUAAGGAACUAAUCUCCUACCUAAUAGCCUUAGUAAGACCUGAUGGGGGAAUUAUUGUGUGAUGACAUUAUUGUGUUCCUUGUUUAAUAAGUGCUCACUGACUUCUUAACAGGACUCCCAUACUGAAGCUGGAGCCCUGCUAAAGUACUACAGCAUAGCCUAACUAAUGCAGAAACCACCAAUUAUUGCUGUAAAAAUUCUAAAACUCUAUAGACUGCUAUUCUCCCUGAGCUCAUUAAGCAUAGAAGGAAAAGCAUUGUUUAAAUGCCUACUUAAAAUAUAUAAAAUGUUGGCUAAGUGCCAGAAGACUUCAUAGACAUCAUUAUUUAAAUAUAUAUUUAAAAUAUGUCAUCACCUUUAAAAAGUUAAGUGAAGCACUUGACUUUGGCUUUCUUUGGUUAUUGUCACUGAUAAGAUUCUAGCAGAAUUUUCCCAUGUUAGCUUCCUGAACAACAUAGCCAAUUGGGUGCCCUCCAGAUGUGGUUGGUUAAGUAUGACCACUGUCAUUCACUGAUGCCUGAGAGUAUAUCAACUUGGUCUGUGUUACACUACCCAUCAUAUUUAGCUUUCAGUUUUCUACAACCCAAGAUCUUUUUCAAACUACUAUUUUUAUUAACUUUGUGUUUGUCAAGAUAAUUUUUUAACCCAAUUGUAAGACUUAUGUCUAAUAAAUUUCUUAAUAGAUUUAUGAGAGGCAGUGUGAUACAAUGGAUAGGAGAAAGUUGACCUCAGCCAGAAAUAUCUAGAUUCAAGUCCUUCUUCUGACACAUAUUAGUUGUAUGGGCAAGUUACUUAACGUCUCAAUGCUCUAGGUAGUUCUCUAAAACUAUUAAGUUCCAGAGCCAUUAUUAACCUGUAUUGCCAGAGCAAAUUAGUCACCAGCAGCUCCAGUUCCUUUCCUUAACAUAUUUGAUUCAUCAUAAUAGCUUUGUAGAAAUAUUUUGUUGGAACCUGAUUGUUACCACCAUGAGAGCUAACUCUCAGUUUUGUGGCAUUUAUAAAUUUGACAAAUAUACCACCUUUACUCUUUAUUCAGGUCACUGAAAAUAAAAGUAAAAUAACACAAGGCUAAGAAUGGAUCUUUGGGACAUUUCUAGAGAUUUUCUUUCUUGAACAAUGACCAGUUCUUUAGGUCUGGUCAUUCGACCAGUUCUGAAUUCAUCUUACCACCAUUAAUUAUUUUACAACUUUACAUCUUCACAAGGUUACCUUGAGAGGAUUUGUCAUAUGUUUUGCUUGUCUAGAUAAACUCUAGUGUUUUAUGCUUGUAACAGUUUAGUAUGUUUCUUAAAACAAGUAAGCAAAACCACCUUAAUAAUAGUAUGUUUGGUAUGACCUAUUCUUGGUGGAGUCAUGGCUACUUUGUGAUCAUUACCUCUUUUUUAGAUUAUAUGAUAGAAUUUUGCCAGGAAUAGGUUAGUUCACCAACCUAUAUUUUUCAGAUUUCCUUCCCUCUCCUCUUUUUCUUUCCUUCCAGAAAAUAUGAGUAAAUCUGCUUUUUGUGUUCUUUUAGAAAUAACUAAAAAUGGCCCAGCUCUAGCUCUUUUAAUAUCUCAGGUUGUAGGUUAUCUAGAUCUAGUGACAUAAAUUCAACAAGAGUACCUAGGUGUUUUCACUGUCUCAUUUUGGUUUUUAACUUUCUAUUAACAAUGUUUUGAGAUAUUAUUUCUGGUACAAAGAUUGUUCUUAGGCAAGAAGACAGAAACAAUAUCAAUUAAAUCUGCCUUCUCUUUAUCAUCUCUGUAGUUGCCUUAUCAUGGUCCCCAUUAUGGUCCCUCUUCUCAUUCUACUAAACCAAAAACCCAAAACUUUUUUUUUUUUUGGUCUUUAGCAUUCAUCAAUUUCAGCUCAUUCUAAACUUUAGGAUUCUUAAUACUGUUCUUAUAAGAAUGUUAAUAUCUUGCAUCUCCUUUUGGUUCUAUCUUCUAUACAUGUCCUUUCGAAAAAUUAAUUUGUUGCUUUGCAUCCACAUCAUUCUCUUUAAAUCACUCCUUCUUCUUUUCCUCACUGGAAUUGUUUAUGUAUUUAGGAUUUGUUACAAAUUCUAAAAUAGAAUAGUCAUUUCCUUAUAAAGAUCCUACUUCUGCUUCAGCAACCUUCAACUUACUUUAUUGCCAGAUUUCUUUUAAGAGUUCUUUAACUGUUCUUCCAUCUUUUAGAAGAAUGAAGUUAUUAAGCUCAUUGUUAGUUCAGAAUACAAAUAUGGAAUACAACACUAGCAGAUAUUUCCAUAUCAAUAAAUCAAGACUUUCAUCAUAAGUUAUAGAAAAAGUCAUCAGGAAAAUGUAGAGCUAUUUAUUAAUGUGAUCCUUUAAUUUGACAUGGAAAACAACAUGUAAACGGACUGCUUCACAUAAUCUGCAUAACACUUGUCAAGAUGUACAAGUCUAUAGCAUGGAAACCUUACACAUGAUGUUCAAUGAUAAUAUUAGUUCAAGAAACUAAAGAAAACUAAUCCUGAAUUCUACAAGACUACGUUGUCAAGAAUUCAUUGAAUGCAACCAAGAAGUUGGAAACUAAAUUGAAAAAGACAGCAAGUAUUUAUGAGAGGCUGAAGAUCAGGCACUAAUAUAGUACCAAAUUCCACAUCAAAUAAAUUGAAUUAAUGUAGAGCUUUUCUAACACCUGUUGUGCUAGAAUUUCUUGAGCCCAAGUUAUUAAUGACAUCUGUGAGCAAUCUUGUCCCAAGCUAAAUUUAGCAAGCUCAGAUUAUCAUUAAUCAAGUCCAUGAAUAUCUCCAAUUGUAAUAGUACAAAAGUAAUGCUUAAACACAGCUGAGUUGGACACCUAAGAACAGAAUACAUAGGUGAUGAUUUUAUAGAAUAACUGAAGUCAAGGACUCAACAAAAGGGGAGAAGAGAUACUUUGAGAAUCUAUUGAAGCAGAACUCCUAAGUACAAUGUAACUAUGAAGAUAGGCAACUAGAGUUAACAGACCAAACUGAUAAUUCAGAAAGUUUGACAUUGCUUCUUUUGAGCAAAGACUGCAUCAUCCUGUAUUCUAAGGGCUAUACAAGAACAGUAACAAAUUAAUCAGAAAUUUCAGCUGGAUACUAAUCAGAACAGAUUUCCAGCAUGGACAGUAUAGAAAGGACUUUUAAAAUUCUCAACGCUGUUUGGUUUUUUUUUUUUUUUGGCUCAUAGCCAUAUCCUCGUCUUUAAAAAUAAGUACUAUUAUAAUUGAGACCAGUUGAUUCCCAUUUUGUUGAGACUUCUCACUAAAUUGGGUUUGUCCUACUGGCUUAGCAGUUGCCCCAGAUAGAACAAAACUCAUUAAAUGGGAGAAGAGCCACGGGGAGAGAUACUUUUUCUAAAGGUAUUGCUGACCUUAGCCACUGUCUGAAGCAGUGUCUUAGGACAUUUGUUCAUCAGAUAUCAUAUAUGUAAUGGUGUUGUUAAAAGACUGGAGGACUCUUCUUCAGCACCAAAGUGUUAAUUUGGUUUUGGGUUUUUUGGUUUUGGUUUGUUUUUUUAAGUACUUUUUCCUUCUUAUUGUUAGGAUCUGGAUUAGUUGAGAAGGAUGAAAUUGAUUGAGUAAGUGGCUCCAGUACCCAGCUGGCUACAAGCUUGUAGGUGUUAGAAAAUUCUCCCAAAUAGUAUCUGAUCAUCUCGGGCCUGACUGAAAGACUUGCCAUGUUAGACAUCCACCAUACUUCCCACCAUCUUGGGCAGGAUAAUCAUAUGUCAAAGGUGUACCUUCAUUAUCUUGGGCUUUCCAUGGAAAGUGUCUCUUUGUCGGCCUUCCUCAGGUAUUUCAGGAUGGAAUGCUGUUUGUGCCACAGACCCUAGUUGAAUCACUGGUGCUAUCAAGAGCUAUACAACUGUAUGAGUUGUUCAUAAAAUAUGUCCAGCAACUUAUCCAGGUCUAUACUGUGGUAGGUGAACUUUGAAAAGGUUUCCUUCUUUUGCUCCACUUUUGUCAUCUUGUCUACUGUCAGGAAAAAAUUGCUUUCCCCAAAUGUUAUUUUGGAGUAACUGUCUAAACAGUCAAUUAUCACAUUACAGCACUAUAUAAUUAAGGUCCUGUUUAUAGUUGACCCCAUGAAAUUCUUCAAAAGAUUUUAUUUUAUGUUUUGCACCAGUUCUGCUAGGAAGAAGGAAAAGAAAAUAUUCAAUUUGCUAGUAUUCUGAAAUUGUGAUUUGUCUCCAGUCUGGCAGAAAGCUAGAAUCCAGGAAAAACAUUUAGAUAUUUAGUGAACUUAAAUAUUUUGAUAAAGGAACAUGUUAUAUUAAUAUAUUCUGACAUAGAGGAAUUUGAGAUGGGUCUUGGAUAAUUGAUGCCUUAUCUUACAUAAGAUAAUUUCUUCUGGAGAGAGAAACCAUAUAAUUGUGAAAAAUGUGGCAGGCAUCUGAGCCCUGAUACUAAUGCUAAACCUAAACAGUCUUAUUAGUCUUUUAAGUUUGUAUCUUUCUUUAAUAGAAAACAAUUUCAUCCAAAGAUAAUAGCAGUCAACAGUAAGCCACCUUUAGAAAACUUAAAAUAGAUGCUUGAAAGAAAGUUGCUUCUGGACCCUACAUAUAUUUUCUUAAUGCAGUCUUUUUUUUCCUUUGGAAUGAUAGAUUUAAUUGGAUUAAAUAAGGCUUUGGAGCAAAAGAUCUACUGGUAGUAGCAAACAAUACUACAAAGGUGAAACAAACACAUAGCUGAAAUUUGAGAUAACUGAUCUGAAGCAUUUACUUUCCAAAAGCGUCUUAGUGAUUUUAGAAACUUCAAACUUUAAACAAUCACUAAGAGAAAGAAUGAGACCAUGAGGAUAUAACAAUGUAGAACUUUUAAAAGUUACAAAUGUUGAGUGUUUUCUGUAUAUUACUUGUAACCAUAAUGUUAGGAUCUGUUUUGUAUCAUUCUUCUGUUAGCCCCAUGGGGUCAAGAUCUGUAUAGUUUUUGGGGUUUUUUUGUUUUGUUUAAUUCUUGUUCCCCAAAAUUUUAACAGCAGAGGUUUGGAGCAGUGAAGAAAAAAUUGAUGUGAUUGUAGACAAUAAGACAUGACACUCAGUGGGAGCAGUUUUUGUUGAGUUAUUUUUCGAUUCUUUUAUGAUCCCAUGUGGAGUUUUCUUGAAUACUAAAGUGGUUUGCCAUUUCCUUCUUCAACUUAUUUUACAGAUGAGGAACUGAGGCAAACAGAGUUUGCCCAGGGUCACACAGCUAGUAAAUGUCCAAGACCAGAUUUGAACUCUUACAUGAGUGUUCCUGAGUUCAGGCCUGGCACUUUAUCGACUAUGCCAUCUAGCUGCCCCUCCAUGGAAGUAAAGAAGCUAAAAUAAGCAAGAGCUUAAUAGUAUUUGUUGUCAGUCAAGUUAGGGAGACUGAUAAAGGUCUAUUAAAUAGCCAGAUAUGACUGGUAAUUAAAUAGGCGGAAUUUCUCUAUGUCUCAGCAGAGGUCAGAUUUUUAACUACCAGUGGAUGAAGUGUGUCUUUUGAUGACUUGCUGGGGAAAGGUGAGAAAUAUCAGGAAGUAUUAGAGAAAUUAUAAAAGUCCAACAAUUUCAUAUUUCUGCUUAAAGAAUCUUAGAUUAAAACAUAAUCCUCAUGCAGCUGCCAUCAGACUUUUAGAGAAGGCUUCAAAAGUCAUUUUGCAAGGUUUCUUUAUGGACAUACUGAGAAUAUUGCAUAUUGGAAAUAAAGAGGAAAAGAAUAUGGGGGAAGGGUUAGGUGUGUAAGUUUUAUUUUCAUUUUUGCUGGUUGUUUACUUAAUAAAUUUGGGAUUAAUCAUCUUUUUACAGCAGUCAGUCUCAAAUAAGCUCUUUGUCCCUAGGCAAACUUAAAAGAGAAUCGGUUUAUAAAACAAAGUACAAAUUUAAAUUUUUCAUCAUUCUUUGCCUUUGCUGGGAGCAACCAUAUUUUGAUGUGUACCAGUUUUUGUUUUAAGCAGAAUAGGUUGUGUAAAGGAUCUUUAUAUCCAAGAUCUCUGGGUGGCUUCUGAUUUAUAACUCAGCUUAGUUAUUAUGUGUUUUAAUCUGACAAAUUUUUUCCAAGAAAUAACUAUAGAAAAUAUGUCAACUAAAUAUUUCAAAGCAAUUAUUUGAUAAUUUCCUGCAAUGUCUGAAAACAAUUUAUCAAAUUAUUUAUACGAUAAAUUUAUCAAAGUACAUUUUUUCAAUUAAAUUUACAAAUUUUUCAGCUCACAGCAAGUUUUAAAAUUAUUUAAAGCAAGUCUGUUUAAUCUAUUUUUUUUCCCUUCAGCAUCAAACAUCCACAUGUUGAGUUCAUUGUAUGACCUUGGGCAAAUUGCUUAAUUUGGGUUUCUUCUGUAAAAUGAAGGUAUUAGAAUAGAUGAACUUAAGCUUUUCCAUUUGUUUUCCAGUAAAGAAUGAAAUUGUAGAUUAUCUGUUGCAACUCCACAAAAUCUUCAUGAUUUUUUGAGAAAUUUGCCCCUAUAUUGGUUAUUAUAUCACUGAUAACAUUCAUUGAUCUCUAGAUAGAACUUUUUUUUUCUUUCUAUAAUUACUUAACUGCGUAUAAUUCUUUAGAGGAAUAAAACUGAAGACACAUUCAGAGGGAAAGGAUUUUAUGAAUGAUUGAAAACAUGUAUUUUUACCCUUGUGUGGAUUCUCUAUUCUGAGCUUCAAUCACCAUUAAAUCGAGAAGAAUACAGCUAGGCAGCUGGUACAGCUCCAGUUUACCAUCUUUCACAAGGAUGGAAAUCUACCUGAGAACCAACAGCCCUGCAUGCUGAUUUUACUUGGGGUGGGGAAGGGGGGAGGGGAGGGUAUUAAGGAGAGAACUGAAAUAAAAUUCAAUGGCAUUUGGGAGCAGAUGAAAGAAUAUAUGUAAGCAUUUUUAAAUUUAAACAUUUAAUUUGCCUUCUGCCCUAGUUAGUUACAGGCAGCCAGAUGUUUUUAAUAUGUUGAUCUUUAUACUGGCAAAAGCUAAAAUGUUUGGUAUAAUCUUUUGCAGUUAGUAGUGUUUGCAAAACAAAAAGUAGGGUGAGGGAGAGGGAAAAGAGGAUGGGUGAGUUAAAAUUUUUGGUUUUCAUAUGUGUGUGAUGAUUGGGGUGGGAAGGUAAGAUUCAGUAAUUAUUUUAAAAAUAAGUUUAUUUUUUAAUUUUAGACAUAUACACACUUUUAGCUUAGUCAAUAAUGGGAAGUCUAAUAUAUUGAUUUAUGUGGUUAUUUGAAGAUUUGUCUUAGUUUUUACUCUUAGAUAAAAUUUUUUCUGCUUUUUCAAUCCCCAGUUUUGCAAUUUAGACUAAAUCCAAAGUAAGAAAGACAUUAAUUUACAGAAGAAGCUGCAGUAGGAUCUAAAGAAUACAGGUGCUUGAUAUGUACUUUCUACAUAUUUAAUUCACCAAUGUUGAGUUUCUUUAAAUCUGCAUGAUUGAGUACUAAUAAUUACUUCUCCAUGGAGUAACUCUGAUAAGAUUAUGAUUUGUAACUAAUCUGUGUUGGGAAGGAAAGAUUCUUCUUAUUUUUAAAAAUUAAAUAUGAUGGUAAGAUUGUGGAUGAAGAUUAUAAGGAUUGUAUCUCUCCUUUUUAUGUUACUUGGGUACUAGUCAGUCAAAUGUAAUAAAUAUUCGACCUCUAGAUAACA
This is a messenger RNA of Antechinus flavipes (yellow-footed antechinus), 10241 nucleotides long. It is a transcript of the gene ZKSCAN1, whose product is annotated as zinc finger with KRAB and SCAN domains 1. The record is from RefSeq and is a predicted model, not a curated record. Gene Ontology annotation, molecular function: DNA-binding transcription factor activity, RNA polymerase II-specific; RNA polymerase II cis-regulatory region sequence-specific DNA binding. Gene Ontology annotation, biological process: regulation of transcription by RNA polymerase II. The transcript has 6 exons. NCBI's taxonomy places the organism in Eukaryota, Metazoa, Chordata, Mammalia, Dasyuromorphia, Dasyuridae. The coding region runs from base 212 to 1891 and encodes 559 amino acids.